Messenger RNA from Talaromyces marneffei, 2814 nucleotides. RefSeq lists its product as uncharacterized. NCBI's taxonomy places the organism in Eukaryota, Fungi, Ascomycota, Eurotiomycetes, Eurotiales, Trichocomaceae. Gene Ontology annotation, biological process: translational elongation. The transcript has a single exon. The coding region runs from base 1 to 2814 and encodes 937 amino acids. The record is from RefSeq and is a predicted model, not a curated record. Gene Ontology annotation, molecular function: GTPase activity; translation elongation factor activity; GTP binding.
AUGGCAUCGAUAUUUACCUAUGACCCCGACCCACCUCGGGUGUCCUCGCCAUGGUCAAUAUCUGGCUCGUCAACUCCUGGACUUAGCGGGGGAGAGAAUGUCCGCAGCAAUUCAGAGACUGGCCUAUUUGCAGUUGACUCGGACAAACUGGCAGACUAUGGCAUCUCCAAGCUAGAACCUGAGCCACAGGAGGGACCGACGGAGUAUAAACUCCAUCUCCUGCUUCGGUCCCGGAGACCAUUUAUUUCCAUGUCUACCGGGCAGGUAGUGGGUGGCAACUUUCAAUUCAGAACUUCCAAAAAGCCCUACUGGAAUCUCAAUCUGUCCCCGGAGCCCCCGGCUUCUCCGCGCUCUCUUACCGCCGCGCAUCUAACAGGCCGCCAACAGAGGCUGCAGCAACUUACUACUCAGCUAUUAUGGCGUCUACAGCAGUCAUCUCCGUUUCACUCUUCCUCUACCGCAAAUCUGAUACUACCAGUUUUGCCGGAAGCUACACCGAAACUGGGCAUUCCGCAGAAGCCUUCUCGUCUUUUACCCGGUCUUGAAGAAAGCCAAGGCGCCCUCUAUGAGAUUGGUGUAGCCGACGAUGGUACUUUUGUGGGAUUGGUGAAAGAGGAGUUGGACGAGAGUCUGACGAAUCUCGGUGCUAUGGCUGCUAGUCUUGGUUGUAAAGUCGAAGUUCUCCGGAAAGUCGUGGUUGGCACUUGCGAAUGGGCAGAGGGACCCGAGCCCGAAUAUAUCCAGUCCGGAGAACUAUGGGUGGCAGAAGCCUUGGUGAGCCCUGAUCUUGACUACUACAACUCUUUAUCUUCCAAAGAGUUAAGUCUGGACACCCUGAGCUUGGAUGAUAAUGUGCCCGCAUCAAAGGAAGAGGAUACAGUGGAGGGAGGAUGUUCGCAGACGGAGCAAAUUCGCAUCUCGAUAACGGGGCCUAGUGCUGCUGGCAAAUCGUCGCUACUCGGAACUUUGACAACCUCCGCACUUGACAAUGGUCGCGGUAAGAGUAGGCUAAGUCUUCUAAAGCACAGACAUGAGAUCUCUUCUGGUAUCACAAGCUCUGUGGCUCAAGAAUUGAUUGGAUACCGAGCACAUUCCUUAACAGAAGGUUCUGUUGACGUAAUCAACUAUGCGUCCGGAAAUGUUACUGCUUGGAAUGAUAUUCAUGCAGCUUCUGAUGGUGGAAGAUUAGCUUUCGUGUCCGACCUCCCAGGGCUUCCUCGUUAUGUGAAAUCAACCCUGCGUGGCCUGGUUAGCUGGGCUCCUCACUAUGUGAUUCUCUGUAUCCCAGCAAAUAGCUCGCAUAAUCCCACUACUACAACAGACGAUGUAGAGCAAGCACCCGAAAUUGAUAUUUGCAUGGCUUAUCUCGACCUCUGCAUCAGGCUUGAAACACCCAUGGUUGUGGCAAUCACAAAGUUAGAUCUUGCGUCGCGCAUGGGCCUGAAGCAGACUCUUGCUCGAGUCCUCUCUACUAUCAAAGCGGCGGACAAGAAGCCCCUGAUGCUUGCUGUGGCUGGAGAAGAUACCAGUCGGGCCCCGAACUUGAACAAGAUCUCUACGACGGACUGUCAGGAAGCUCUCAAGACAAUCAAUGCAGUAAAUGGUGACUGGUCUGGCACAAUUCCAAUUCUACUUACUAGCGCUGUCAAUGGUUCAGGUGUAGGCAAGUUCCAUGCUUUAUUGCGAUACCUUCCACUUCCAAGGACUCCCUCAUCUAGACUUGUGCGGGCACCCCGAAUUCAUCGCCGACAAGAAGUGCCGACGGAUGUGUUUGAUAUUGACGAGGUAUUUGCGAUUCCGCCAUCGAAAGUGUACUCCAAUCUUGACGCCUCUCGUUCGGAUACAAAAGGCGUGGUACUUUGUGGAAUCGUCCGCCACGGAAGCAUUUCUGUUGGUGACGAGCUAGUCAUUGGCCCAAUAGCAGUGGAGGGUAGGCCGGAUGACAACACGCCACACGCCUCGAAGCCAAGAUCAUUGCACACCCCUGACAAUGCGUCGCCGCACUUUCGCUCCUUGAAAAGCAGAUCAGUUUCCGGCGAAUUCUCUCCUUUUUCUCCAGGCUCAUUCCCUGGAAAGUAUCGAUUUGUGUCCCAUGCUAAAUGGCAGCGAGUACGGGUCGUCAGUGUGCGCAAUCUGCGUUUGUCUGUCCGUAUCUUGCUGGAGGAUCAGGUAGGCACUAUUGGAGUUGAGCCAAUACCUUGGGGUCCAGGAAAGGAAGUGAAUACGCUCGGCCGCUUGAGGAAGGGCAUGAUCCUGGCCCAAGCAAGAAUUUCACCAGAUCAGUCACCAACCAGCAGCAUUCCUAGUAGCCUUGCGUUCAGUACCGCUUUCGUGGCGACAUUCCCUGCUCGAGACUUUUCCACCGCAGGCUCCCCGCCUCUUAUCCUAGGCGGCGGUGUCGUGGUAUAUAUUGGCAAUAUCCGAGCCGCAGCCAAAGUCACCUGCGUCGCACUAGCUGAUGAUGCCGAAAUUGAUUCACACACCGAGCCACUCCCUGAAGAAGGCGACUUUUUCAGCUUCGAUGAUGACGAUGAGAGAGACAAGCAAAAGCAAGGAAAUCGAAUCCGCCGCGUGCGACCAGAAAGCGAGAAGACGAUUGAUGUCUCUAGUGUGCAUGAUAACGGCUUUGUAAAUAUCACAUUUGCGUUCAUCUCGUCUAUCGAAUGGGUUGAAGUGGGCUCCUUGGUGGUCGUUAUGCCCGGAGUAACGACUGCGACUUCUGCGACUGGCAAUCUCAUACCGCUUUCGGGGCUUGAGGGUUAUGUAGGACGACUGGUUGAAGUGAGUAGUAGCGAAGACAUGUCAGAACGGUAG